AUUUGGCAAACAAGCAACGCAAAAAAAUUUGUACUGGCAACGUUCUAGUCUUGCUGGUUAGUGUCUUUUCUUUUUAUUGGUCUUGUCUCUGCCUAAACAUGUCAGCCGCUACAGGGAAAGUCCCGGCCAAGGUGGUCCCACCGCCACAACCAUCUAAAUCUAAGUUGCCAGCUGUUCCCGAAUCCCUGUUGAAGCGCAGGAAGAAGCAAAAGGCCGAACGCACCAAGAGGCUUGAACAAGCCUUAAACUACCUUAAGGCUCGUCGUGCCAGGCGUGUUGAGAUCUUCAAACGUGCCGAGAAAUACAUCAAAGAGUACAGGACCAAGGAGAGGGAUGAAAUCAGGCUAGCCCGUCAAGCCAAGAAGGAAGGAAACUUCUAUGUUCCAGCUGAGUCCAAGUUGGCCUUUGUCAUCCGUAUCCGAGGUGUCAACCAAGUCGCCCCUAAAGUCCGCAAGACUCUGCAGUUGCUCAGGCUCCGACAGAUCAACAAUGGUGUUUUUGUCAAGCUUAACAAGGCUACCUUGAACAUGUUGCGCAUUUGCGAGCCCUACAUCACUUGGGGCUACCCCAAUCUGAAGAGCGUUCGCGACUUGAUCUACAAACGUGGUUUCGCCAAGGCACGCGGUCGUCGCAUUCCUCUUACCAGCAACGAUAUCAUCGAACGAAAGCUUGGCGCUGGAAACAUUAUCUGUAUGGAAGAUUUGGUCCACACGAUCUUCACCGUCGGAGGCCACUUCAAACACGCCUCCAACUUCCUUUGGCCAUUCAAGUUGAACACACCAACUGGUGGCUGGCGCAAGAAGACAACCCAUUACGUCGAGGGUGGUGAUUUCGGCAACCGCGAAGAGAAGAUCAACGAACUCCUCCGCCGAAUGAUUUAAAUGCUAGAUAAUGGUGUCCCUUGGUCAUGGCAUGUGUAAUACAAACGUCGUGACUCGAA
Molecule: messenger RNA, 940 nt
Organism: Daphnia carinata
Lineage: Eukaryota; Metazoa; Arthropoda; Branchiopoda; Diplostraca; Daphniidae
Gene: RpL7
Product: large ribosomal subunit protein uL30-like
Exons: 7
Coding region: 99-881 (260 amino acids)
Biological process (GO): maturation of LSU-rRNA from tricistronic rRNA transcript (SSU-rRNA, 5.8S rRNA, LSU-rRNA)
Cellular component (GO): cytosolic large ribosomal subunit
Molecular function (GO): structural constituent of ribosome; RNA binding
Source: RefSeq, a predicted model, not a curated record